AUGACAAGCCUGUCGAGGUUUAGUGGCUGCCCUCUUUCCUGCAUCAACCCCGGGGAGAGCAAUACUGAACCCAGCGUGGUGCUGCCACCUUUGGCAGGGGAGCACAUGGGGCACCCCACCGGCAGUUCCUUAAAACUCUGCCCCUCGCACAAUCUGCGAGACUACCCUGAGACGAGGGCCCGUGCAUAUGUUGACCACCACUCGGUUCCCCAUCUCCCAGACACGGGCUACAGCAACGGCCACCGGUUAGACGCCAGCCCUAGGGGCAUUAUCAUUGGGACAAACCUGACAGGAGCAAGCAUGCCACCAGUCACAGAUCAACUGGCAGCAGCGAGACCCAGCCAACAUGGCACCAGCACCGGGCGCUACCGUGACCUCUCCGGCUACAGGGAUGGCAGAAGUCACGCUUUCUUCACCACCUACCACCACGAGCAGGCCCACGGCUCCGCCGACACAGCUCGCGACUUCAGCAGCCAAGUCAUGUUGGGACUUCCCGGAGACCUGCUCUCAAGGGUUCACCCUUACAGCCAGGGCAUCACCACCGGGCCGAGGGGCAACGCCGGCCAGCAACUCGUCAGCCAGUUUCUAGGGCUCUACAAGCCGCUAAACAUGGCCAUGCAGCGGGCUGGAGGGGGUGGUGGUGGUGUUGGAGUCGGAGAUCCAUUCCUCAGGUGCUCUAGGCAACAUCCCAACAGCGAGCUGGUGUGUAAGUGGAGCGACGUCCAAUUGGGGGUUGGCGGGAAGCAGCCGUGUGCCAGGACGUUUGGGACCAUGUAUGAACUUGUCACCCAUGUCACGCUGGAGCACGUUGGCGGACCAGAACAGAACGAGUACGUGUGCCAUUGGGAGAACUGUCCGCGAGACAGUAAGCCCUUUAAAGCCAAGUACAAACUGGUGAACCAUGUCAGGGUGCACACAGGGGAAAAACCCUUUCCUUGCCCCUUCCACGGAUGUGAAAAAGUUUUCGCCAGAUCAGAAAAUCUGAAGAUUCACAAGCGAACACAUACAGGUGAGAAACCGUUUAAAUGCGAGUAUGAGGGCUGCAAUCGGAGAUUUGCAAACAGCAGCGACCGGAAGAAACACUCGCAUGUGCACUCCAGUGAUAAACCCUACACUUGCAAGGUCAGAGGAUGCGAGAAGUGCUAUACCCAUCCCAGCUCGCUUCGCAAACACAUGAAACUCCAUUGCAAGGCCUACAUGUCCAAAGUCAACGGCGAUGAGGGGCGCCCGGAGGAUGGGGAACACCUUGCCGAGGGCAGGUCACCCACAGCGGAGCGCCAAGAGGUGUCCUCCCCUCCCGCCUUGACGCGGGCUCCUCCACCGCCACUGCCACCACCCCAACCACUUCCACCGCCGCCACCAUCCACCUCCUCGCAUGUGGGCUCGCACUCCCCCGAGACACGCACCGAGGCGUCUCUAAGGUCACGUUUCCAUCACACGUUUGACAGCACUUUGGACUACUCCGCGCAUAGGUCACAGGCUCUCCUGGACCCUUUGUUGAUACAACGGAGCAAUUAUAGGCCCGAGCCCUCGCAGUAUCCAUGCGCACAGGCGAGCCAUUUCAGCCAAGCACACAGGACUUUUGCCAAUAGCUCACCUUUUCAGAAGAGUCUCGUUAACGGCUGGUACACCUGUCACAGUGGCGUGGACAAUUUUUCGUUAAAACAAUGUAAUGAGGAUAUGUGA
Engraulis encrasicolus (European anchovy) is the source of this 1686-nucleotide messenger RNA. It is a transcript of the gene zic6, whose product is annotated as zic family member 6. NCBI's taxonomy places the organism in Eukaryota, Metazoa, Chordata, Actinopteri, Clupeiformes, Engraulidae. The transcript has 2 exons. The record is from RefSeq and is a predicted model, not a curated record. Bases 1 to 1686 code for a protein of 561 amino acids. Gene Ontology annotation, molecular function: DNA-binding transcription factor activity, RNA polymerase II-specific; RNA polymerase II cis-regulatory region sequence-specific DNA binding. Gene Ontology annotation, cellular component: nucleus. Gene Ontology annotation, biological process: regulation of transcription by RNA polymerase II.